AUGUUCUGCACCCAGGCUGAGAAGUCAGCAUUCCCAAUGAGUGGAGCUUUUCGUUUCCUUUGGACUGCCUGUUUUUUCGCUUCUCUACUGAGUCAGCAAGGAGCUGAAUCCUUUCAGUGUGGGAACGGGGUCUCUCUGCCCCCUGACCAUGUGUGUGACUUCACAGACCAGUGUGGGGACAACAGUGACGAGCAGCAAUGCCUGAAUUAUGAAAGAUGUGACUUUGAGGAUGGACUCUGCAGUUUGAAGCAGGAUCAGAGUCUGCAGCCUGGUUGGACAAGAAGCAGUGGGAUGACUGGCCCCUCGCCUCCCUUCAGUGAUCAUAACGGUGACAUAGCUGCGCAUUUUCUGACAUUGGUCUCUGGGGUGGAUUCUAUUUCUUCAAAUGUAAGGAGCAGAGUUUUCCUUCCAACAAAUGGCCAACAAGUUUGUCAGAUCACAUUUUAUGACUUCUCCAGUCACCCGAAUGGUACAUUGAUAGUGGGUCUUCAAACUGGAUGUGACCAGCCUAUUCAGCACGUGUGGCGAAACACAAUGACGCCCCAAAAUCAAUGGGAGAGAAAUGCCAUCCAAGUCCAGAGCUCACAGAAAUUUCAGGUUGUUUUUCAAGGUCAAAUGGUUGCAGCUCACGAACAGGAGGAAGUUAUAGCUGUUGAUGACGUAUCUUUUAGUUCGGGCUGCUUGCCUGCAGAGGUAUGCCAGGUCUGUGGAUUUGACACUGACAUGUGCAACUGGGCAGACGAGGCCUCUGUUGGGCAAAGCUCCUGGAUGUGCACAAAAACAAGCAAGGUCCAUUCGCCAGACUCCACACCCAGGAGGGAUCAAAGUGGCGAUGAUGAAGGUUGCUGUGUGUGGAUGAGGGUCAAUCCUGCUUCUGCACUGGGGUGCUUAGAGAACAGGCUGCGUAUAAACAGCUCUGCAUGUCGCUGCUCGGGCAGCAGCUGCCACCUUCAGUUCUAUUACAUCAUGGAAAACAGUGCUCUGAAAGUAGGGCUGCAUGAUGACAAGGAAGAAGAAGCAAUUUGGACAUUCAACACAUCAACUCACAGCAAAUGGGUAAAAGCAAAUGUGGUCCUACCAGAAGGUCUGAAGACAUUUAAGAUAGUUUUCGAAGGUGCUGUUUUGAGCCAGAGAAGUUUUAUUGGGCUGAACCAGCUGUUGGUCUGUGCCUGUGGACACGCUCACUCCCUGCAGCUUUCUUCUGCUAGUGAAUUCACUUGUGCCAGUGGCCAGUGCCUUGCUCAAGCAUCAGUCUGUGACUCUGGACACAACCACUCUAAGGGGAGAGAUGAAGACCCAGCAAUAUGCCCAGAUCAUCUUACCUGGGACUUCGAGUCUGGUUUCUGUGGCUGGGAGCCACUUUCUGCAGAUGACUCACACUGGGAGGUGGCGAAAGCGGUGGGCAGUGGACAGCACGGUUUCCCGGAAGCUGCUCACACAGGGAAUGCAGGCUCAGAGUCAUUUCUUUAUUUCGGGCCACAGCCGUCCCCUGGGGUAGCCAGGCUUGGAAGUCCUGUUCUCAAGAAAUUGCACACCAGCUCUGCUCCAUGUCAGGUGCAGUUUUGGUAUCUUUUGUCUGAGCAUUCCAGACUCUCUGUUUUCACAAGAACAUCAUUAGAUGGCAGUUUGCAAAAGCAGAGUGAAGUGACCAGACUCUCAGAAUCUCAGUGGAGCCAAGCAAAAAUUGAUCUCUAUGCAGAAGAUGGAGAAUCUAUUCUGCCUUUCCAGUUAAUUUUAGAAGCUACUGUUUUGUCUUCGAAUGCUACGGUUGCUGUAGAUGACAUCAUUAUUUCCCAGGAAUGUGGAAUUUCCUAUAAAUCACUACCAGGUACCAGUAUAGAAAACAAAGUGGCUGAUUGCGAUUUUGAAGUCAACAGCUGUGGAUGGUUUGAAGCCAGCGGGGGUGACCAUUUCGACUGGGUGUGGAGCUCCAGAAGUGACCUGCCUGCAGAUUUUGAGCAACAGGCCCCACCUGGGGAUCACACCCACGGCACAGCACAAGGGCAUUUCAUGUUCAUCCUGAAAAAGAGCAGCAGCUUGUCUCAAAUUGGUAAACUCCAGAGCCCAACGUUCAGCCAGACGGGGCCUGGAUGCACACUGUCAUUCUGGUUUUAUAACUAUGGUGUGUCAGUGGGGGCAGCUGAGUUACAGCUCCAUCUAGAAAACUCCAGUGACUCCACAGCCCUCUGGAGAGUGCUGUAUAACCAGGGCAACCAAUGGUCAGAGGCUACUGUCCAGCUAGGGCGUCUCACUCAGCCCUUCCACCUGUCACUAGACAAAAUCAGUCUGGGAGUUUACAGAGGUGUCUCUGCUGUGGAUGACAUCCGAUUUGAAAACUGUGAUCUUCCUCCUCCUGCUGAGCGCUGUGAAGGGCCAGGUGACUUCUGGUGUGGACAGACCAAGGCUUGCAUAGGAAGGCAGUACCUCUGUGACCUGGUGGAUCACUGUGGAGAUGGCUCCGAUGAGGAUAACUGCACACCUGAACUGCAGUGUGACUUUGAAAGUGGCAUGUGUAACUGGGAACAAGGUAAAGAAGACAACUUCGAUUGGACCAGGAACCAGGGUCCAACUUCAACCAUUGACACAGGCCCGAUGAAGGAUCACACUUUGGGCACAGCUAAAGGACACUACCUCUACAUAGAAACUUCUGAACCACAGGUUUUCCAAGACAAAGCCAUUUUGCUCAGCCCAGUUCUUAAUGCCACCAAAGCGGAUGGUUGCACCUUCCGCCUGCACUACCACAUGUUCGGGAAGCGUAUUUAUCGGUUAGCCAUCUACCAGAGAGUCUGGAGCAACUCCAGGGGCCAGCGGCUGUGGCAGAUAUUUGGGAACCGAGGCAACAGAUGGAUAAGGAAAGACCUCAGCAUUUCCAGCAGGCAGCCAUUUCAGAUCUUGGUGGAGGCAUCAGUGGGAGACGGCUUCACUGGAGAUAUAGCAAUUGACGACCUGUCAUUCAUGGACUGUACUGUCUACCCAGGUAAUUUGCCAGCGGACAUUCCAGCCACACUAGAAACUUUAGUUUCUGUGACCUUGCCUCCAAACAACUGCACAGACGAUGAAUUUGUCUGCCUGUCUAAUGGGCACUGUGUUGGAAAAAUUCAGAAAUGUGACUUCAGAUACGACUGCCUCGACAAAUCAGAUGAAUCAUCCUGUGUUAUGGAGGUUUGCACUUUUGAAGAGAGAAGCUUAUGUAAAUGGUACCAGCCAAUUCCAGAAAAUUCACUUCACGGUUCAAAUACGUUCAGUUGGGGACUCGGCAAUGGGAACAGUAUUCAUUAUGGAGAAGAAAACCACAGACCAUCAGUAGAUCACACAAAAAAUACCACAGAUGGUUGGUACCUGUAUGCUGAUAGCUCAAAUGGGAAAUUUGGUGACGUAGCUGAUAUCCUCACUCCUGUUAUCUCUCUCACUGGACCGAAGUGUACCUUGGUGUUUUGGACACAUAUGAACGGUGCCACAGUGGGUUCUCUCCAGGUACUCAUCAAGAAAGGCAAUGCCACUUCUAAAGUGUGGGCCCAGAGUGGACAGCACGGUGCGCAGUGGAAGAAAGUAGAAGUCUUUUUAGGGGUCCAUUCCCAUGCAGAGAUUGUCUUCAGGGCAAAACGUGGUGUCAGUUACAUAGGAGAUGUGGCGGUAGAUGACGUUUCCUUUCAAGAUUGCUCCCCCUUGCUUCCCACAGACAGGAAGUGCACAGCUGAUGAGUUCAUGUGUGCUAACAAGCACUGCAUCCCAAAGGACAAGCUGUGUGAUUUUGUGAAUGACUGUGCGGAUAAUUCAGAUGAGACCACGUUCAUCUGCGGUAUUUCUAGUGGACGCUGUGACUUUGAAUUUGACCUUUGUGCCUGGGAGCAGGAUCAGGAUGAUGACUUUGACUGGAUCCUGAAAGCUAGCAACAUUCCAACUACAAGCACCGAGCCAGCUGUAGACCACACUUUGGGGAAUUCAUCUGGUCAUUACAUCCUUAUAAAGAGCUUCUUCCCACAGCAGCCCAUGAAAGUAGCCAGAAUAUCAAGCCCAUUUAUAAGCAGGAGAAGCAAAGACUGCAAGAUCAUUUUUAACUGUCACAUGUAUGGAACUGGCCUUAGAGCCCUGUCCUUGCUCCAGGUUUCAGUUUCAAACCAAACAAAGGUCCUUUUUAAUCUCACUGAAGAACAAGGCAAUUUUUGGCAGAGAAAGGAAAUAUGGCUGUCUAGUGAUGAGGACUUCCAACUCAAGUUUGAAGGCAGAGUUGGGAAUGGUCACCAUGGUAACUUCGCACUUGAUGACAUUGUGCUUACAAAUGGCUGCCUGUCAUCCCGUGGCUUGGGGAAUCAAAAAUUGGCUGUGCCUCUCCUAACAGAGUUUUGCCCACAUGGUUAUUGGGAAUGUCAGAAUGGCAGAUGUUAUAGUCCAGAGCAAAGCUGUGAUUUUGCGGAUGACUGUGGAGAUAACACUGAUGAAAAGGAAUGUGGUGGCUCCUGUACUUUUGAGAGAGGAUGGUGUGGCUGGAAAAACUCCCUUGCUGAAAACUUUGAUUGGGUUUUGGGAAUUGGCUCUCAUCAAAGCCAACGGCCUCCCAAAGACCACACACUUGGAAAUGAAAGUGGUCACUUCUUGUAUUUGGAGGCUACUCCUGUGGGCCUUCGCGGCGACAAAGCCCACCUCAAGAGCACCAUGUGGCGAGAGUCCAGCGCUGCCUGCACCAUGAGCUUCUGGUAUUUUAUAUCUGCGAAAGCCACAGGGUCUAUUCAGAUUCUCAUUAAGACAGAAAAAGAACUAUCAGAAGUAUGGCAAGCGCGUAAGCCAAACCCUGGUAACCACUGGCAAAAGGCUGUCAUCCUGCUGGGAAAGCGAAGGAAGUUUGAAGUCAUCUUUCAAGGCAUCAGAACAAGGGACUUAGGAGGAGGAGCUGCAAUUGAUGAUGUAGAAUUUAAAAACUGUACAACCGCUGGAGAAAUCUCUGAGAUUUGCUCAGAAUCCACGGAUUUUCUGUGCCAGGACAAGAAGUGCAUUGCAUCCCAUCUCGUUUGUGACUACAAGCCAGACUGCUCCGAUAGAUCUGAUGAAGCUCAUUGUGGAUACUAUACAAGCACUCCAGGAAGCUGCAAUUUUGAAACAGCCUCAGGAAACUGGACUGCAGUCUGUGGACUCACACAAGAUCCUGAAGAUGAUUUAGACUGGGCCAUUGGCAGCACAGUUCCUACUGAAGCCCUAAGUCCAGCCUCAGACCAUACGCCAGGUAGUGGCGGGAAUUUCCUGUACAUCCACUCUUCUCUCCUCAAAGAAGAAUCCACUGCAAGAAUCAUGACUACGAAUUCCUUCCCAGCAAGCCUUGGAGUGUGUUUUGUCCGGUUCUGGUUCUACAUGGUCAGUCCCCAGAAUACAGGAAUAUUAAAGGUAUAUAUCAUUGAGGAGUCAGGACUAAAUAUCCUGCUGUGGUCCACGAUCCAAACUAAAAACACUGGAUGGACCUACGGACAUGUGACUCUCUCUAGUCACAGCCCAUUCAAGGUGGCAUUCGAAGCUGACUUGGGUGGAAAGGAUGGCUCCAUUGCCCUUGAUGACAUCACUUUCACCCCUGAGUGUGCAUCUGCAGGUCCUUUUAUACCACCACCGUUACUCUGUGAAGAUAAUCAGUUUCCUUGUAUCUACACGCUCCAGUGUGUCCCAGCCUCAGGGAAGUGUGAUGGACAGGAAGACUGCAUAGACGGAUCUGAUGAAAUGUCCUGCCCUCUCAGACCCUCUCCUCAGCUGUGCAGUAACAUGGAGUUCCAGUGUUCUGCUACUGAGUGCAUCCCAUCCCUCCUGCUAUGUGACGGAGUGACCGAUUGCCACUUUAAUGAAGACGAAUCUGGCUGCUCCAAUCAAAGCUGUCCUAAUGGAGCUCUGACAUGUACCUCAUCAAACAGCUGCAUCCCAGCUCACCAGCGCUGUGAUGGUGUGGUCCACUGCAUGGACUUCCGACUUGAUGAGUCUAGCUGUUCAGAGUGUCCCAUAAAUUAUUGUAGAAAUGGUGGAAUUUGUGUGGUUGAGAAAUAUGGUCCUGUGUGUCGAUGUGGACAAGGAUGGACUGGAAAUCGGUGCCACGUCAAGUCAGGCCCUCCUGCCUCAGAUUUCCUGAGCACUCAGAACAAUAUAUGGACUCUGCUGGGCAUUGGGUUCGCAGUCCUCACGACCCAUGUUGCUGUUGCCGUCUUGUAUUUUAUUGCAAACCGACGGGGGCUAGUGAGGAAAUCCGAGAGGAGAGCCAACUGUGCCUUUGUCAAUCCAGUUUAUGGUAAUUGGAGCAACAGAGAGAAAACAGAGGGUUCCAGCUACUCCUUUUCAAAUCCAUUUUAUGGCACAACACCAGGAAACCCGGAAACAGUGUCUCCUCAUCUCAAACCCUAGCAUCAAAAUCACACUUGAUCAAAUAAGUGUUUAUAGAAAAUUCUGUUCUUCAAACUGAUUCUACAUGAAGUGAAAAAAAGAGAAAAGAUUCAAAUGUCAUGUGAUUAUAACAUGCUAAAUGUUUUCUUACUGAAUAUUUGAAUGUUUCUAUGGAAUCACAGUCAUUGCU
Messenger RNA from Nannospalax galili (Upper Galilee mountains blind mole rat), 6538 nucleotides. RefSeq names its product MAM and LDL receptor class A domain containing 1 (gene Malrd1). The transcript is spliced from 39 exons. The record is from RefSeq and is a predicted model, not a curated record. Gene Ontology annotation, cellular component: membrane. Bases 1 to 6369 code for a protein of 2122 amino acids. NCBI's taxonomy places the organism in Eukaryota, Metazoa, Chordata, Mammalia, Rodentia, Spalacidae. Gene Ontology annotation, molecular function: protein binding.